CCACGCCGCCUGCGCCCCGCUGACUCGAGGCUCCGUCGGCUGUCACCGUCAAUUUGACUCACAAGUCUCAUUUCAUAUUUAUUAUAUAUAAAGCACAACACAAGUUAAAUUUAAAACAGAAUAUAGACCUCCGAAUCUUGUUUUCUGAAUUCACGUUAAAGAAUUCAGAGUUCGGAGUCGUGAUACUGCCGUCAAACAUGAUAAUUGCUUAUGUUUAUAUAGACUUAAUUCCCAGAAUUGUAUAACUAUUUAACAUUUUUUUAUUGAUGUCAGAAAAAGAUAUAUUCUUAAACAAAUUACUAUCGCAAUGGCAGCUGAUAAAAGCUUUAAAUCAUAUGAAAACUGUUGCCGUACUUGUUUGAACGAAGAAACAACGUUUGAUAUAUUUAUGGAAACUUUAAAUUCUACCAACUUGGCGGAUAUUUUGAUAUCAUGUACCAGGUUAAAUAUACAAAAAGAAGAUUGUCUACCAAAAAAGAUGUGUGGCUGUUGUUACAAUUGCCUUAUGAGUUUUUAUCAUUUUCGUGAAAUUGCAGAGAAAGUAGAUACAAAAUUAAGAAAAAAUAUUCCAAGUAAUAAUAAUAUUAAUUGCUAUGAUAAUAUUGAUGUGAAUAAAUGUAAAGCGGUCGAAAUAAAAGGAGAACAUGACUUGGAUGUUGAUUACUACAUGUUUGAACCAAAGAUUGAAAUGAAUAAUGAAGAUAACCAAAUACUAGAUGAAAAUAAAAAUUUAGACUUAAACAUAGAUACAAAAGCGUCACAGAAUCUUACCAAGUUUUACGAAAAGGUAAAAAAAGAGAAGUAUAAAUGUGCAAAUUGUAACAAAACAUUUAGAAAGUUAUCUAGACUUCAACAUCACAUCAAGAAACAUAAUGUACAUGACAAUUCUGAUUGUGAUGAAGGCAUUAACUCAAAAAGUCAUGAGGACAUAGAAACAGUUCGUCCAUUGAAUGAAAAUUCAAUUGCAAAUGACAAUCAACAUUCAGAUAAUGGUUUUCCAUGCCGGAUUUGCCCUUCAAAGUUUAAAUCUACCAACUCCCUUUCAGCUCACAUGAGGAAACAUACAGAGAAAGGUAGAGUGAUAUCAUGUACAGAGUGCGGCAAGAUAUUUAAAAAAAUUAGUCAUUUAAAACGUCAUGAGGUUAUGCACAGUAGAAGUAAUUUUCACAAAUGUUCUCUUUGUCCAAGAUCCUUUCAUAGUGAAGAAAUUUUAAAGGGUCAUAUGAACAAGCACAAUGGUAUCAAGCCUCACACUUGUCCAAUGUGUCCAAAGUCAUUUGCUCAUUUGUCAACAUUGACAUCUCAUAUUAAAAUUCAUAAGAAAGAUAAAUUUCUGUGUCCCACUUGUGGUAAGGAGUUUGAUUCCAGUGCAAAUUUAGACCAGCACGUAAGAAGACACCUGGGAUUAAAGCAGUUUGAAUGCACAUUAUGUCCGAGGAAAUUUGUAAGUAAAGGUGAGUUAAAGUCGCAUACAAUCACACACACAGGAGAAAGGUCUUAUACUUGUGAUCAGUGUGGUGCCACAUUUACAAAGCGUAGCUCCCUCGGAAAACAUAAGUUACGACACUUAGGAAUCAAACCUCACCAGUGUGAAACAUGCUCAAUGAAAUUUUCAAGUAAGGAUCAUUUAAAGAGACAUAAUCGUAUCCAUACUGGGGAAAAACCGUAUAAAUGCGAUAUGUGUGAAAGAGCCUUUACACAAAGCAACGAUCUUGUGAAGCAUCGCCGGGCCCAUUUAGGGGAGAAAAUUUAUAAAUGUACAGAAUGCAGUGAGAGCUUCAGACUCCAUAUUGAAUUGCGACAACAUUUAUCAGAGCAUUAUAUUUCAUCACAACUUCAAAUUUCGAAUAAACAAAAUGUAGAAAAAGAAGGUGCUUCAAAAGUCGUGUCUAAUCCUGUGACAAAUGACAUAACAGAUGUCAUCAAUGACACGAGUGCACAGAUAAAUAAUUUGAUUCAAAUGAAGAAAUGAUUUUUAACCUAAACAAACUCAGAGCUAUUGGUGAAUAAUGACGUCACGUGGCCACAUUUUACAACUAAAGAAAACAAAUAUAAUUUGUUUAAAUAAAUAUAUCUUUCCAAAACUGAUAAAAUAUUUACCAGGAAAGCGAAUAAAUGUAAAAAAAAAGUUAGAUCGUUUUCUGUUUGCUUAUAUGAACGAACUGACCUUACCUUAACAUAAACCAACAGAAUCCAGGAGAUAAAUUAAUUGUAUUAUGAAUGUUUGUUUAACAAUUAGAGGGUGUAAGUCUCAAUCCACUUUGAUCCAUUUUUGGGCUUAAGACCAUCCGAAUUUUUAUUCGUCCGAAUUAGUUUAUUUUUGUAAGAAUAAUGGACUUUAAAGUAAUCAGUUACUUCUCUUUUUUUAUGCUCUGUUACUGUGUAGCUGGUCUAAUACAGUUUUUAACGUGGGUAAUAAUCAAUUUUCCAAUUUACGUCUUUGAAGAUUACAAGAAAUUAAAUUAAAUAAACGAAUACAAAAUUAAUAAUAUUUCUUAAAAACAAUUGUUUUAAAAUGCUCUGAGAGUUGGAAAUGUGUUUAACCCUCUUAGUGGAUAGUAACGUUAUAGUUGUUCCUAAUUUAUAAUGGAAUAUAAAGAGUUAAGCUUAUUUUUUUAUUUUUUCUGGCUCAACUAUUAGCGUAUACAUAUUAUACCAAUUUUUAAGAGUUUAGUAGAUCUUUAAAAUGCGCAAAAAUGGUAAAUUUAUCUUUUAAAGAUAAAAGUGACUUAUCUCAUUGGACUUUAUGUUCAUUGAAAUAAUUAUUAAAAAUAUAUA
Vanessa atalanta (red admiral) is the source of this 2778-nucleotide messenger RNA. Its product is annotated as gastrula zinc finger protein XlCGF57.1-like. Lineage: Eukaryota; Metazoa; Arthropoda; Insecta; Lepidoptera; Nymphalidae. The record is from RefSeq and is a predicted model, not a curated record. Bases 308 to 1972 code for a protein of 554 amino acids. The transcript is spliced from 5 exons. Gene Ontology annotation, cellular component: nucleus. Gene Ontology annotation, biological process: regulation of transcription by RNA polymerase II. Gene Ontology annotation, molecular function: RNA polymerase II cis-regulatory region sequence-specific DNA binding; DNA-binding transcription factor activity; zinc ion binding.